AAGACUGAACCAGAGUACAGUAUUACAUACAUUGCUGCGGAUCAUAAGGCAAAAUAAAUUACAAUCAAAAUCCAAAAUCCGAACAAUGGAUCCCAGUCAGUUUUCCAGUCAGCCUCCAGAAGCCUACAAAUCAUCUGGGAAAUCAGGGAUGCCAGCAGCGCCACCACCAGCAUAUCAGCACAAUCCUGCUGGAUAUCCUCCUUCCUUUCUGAACCAGCCGGUCCCCCAGGGCCCGUACACCCAGGGGCCAUAUCCAGGACAGCCUGCGGUCACUGUGCAGCCUGCUGUUUUUGUGACCGCCGCUCCACUGGCCAAUCCAGUGCCAGAUUACCUGGCCUAUUCCAUCUUCACCAUGCUGUGCUGCUGCUUACCUCUGGGCAUUGCUGCACUGAUUUACUCCAUCUUUACUCGAGAUGCCAACAACUCAGGACAGCGAGAAUUAGCAGAGAAGAACUCCAAAACUGCACGCACCCUGAAUCAUGUCGCCCUUGGUAUUGGCCUCGUUGUCAUUGUAGUGAUCAUCAUCAGCCAGAUUGUGAUUCGGACUGCUAGAUAA
This is a messenger RNA of Carassius gibelio (silver crucian carp), 556 nucleotides long. RefSeq names its product trafficking regulator of GLUT4 1-like. The transcript has 2 exons. Lineage: Eukaryota; Metazoa; Chordata; Actinopteri; Cypriniformes; Cyprinidae. The record is from RefSeq and is a predicted model, not a curated record. Bases 86 to 556 code for a protein of 156 amino acids. Gene Ontology annotation, cellular component: membrane.